AUGAGUCUGGAUGAUGAUGUUGCUUCAUUGGAAGCGGGAGUUCAUUACGAUGAUGUUUCAGGGGAAGCUGAAAAGGCAACAGAAAAGCUGAACGAGACAAGUGAAAGCCUGGAUGUCAAGAAUGAUGAUGAUAGUUAUGGACUUUUAAUCACAUCCAUGUAUCAUCAAGUUGGAAACAAGUUCCUCUGGGUGAUAAACUAUCCAUCCUUGAUGCUUUGUAUUGCUGAGCAGUGUUAUUCUAGUCCAUUUGAGAUCCGUGGCGUCAAAUGGCAUGUUGUUGUUUAUUUUGACCCUGACUUUUUCAAUCUGGACCUGCGCGUAGCUGAAUCUCAACCAUUGCCUUCUGAAGCUUUAAAAGUUCGCUUGAAGUUAGUAAAUCAAAUAUCCAAAAAGCUAUCCAUAUCCAAAGAUUCUGAGCAUUGCUUUACUAAGAAAUCUCCUACAUGGGGUUUUCACAUCCCUUCUGGAGUCUUCACUGAAGACAGUGGAUUUCUGGUGGACGGAGAGCUAGUCAUUGUUGCUGAGGUUUGUGGUGUAUCAGAUGUAGCUGACGAAUCCACUCCUCAGAGAAAAUUAGUAGAGGACAAUGGGUUUUAUGUUCUUCCCUCACAGGUACAAUCUGUGAGGUUUAUAUUUGAAAGACAGCCUGACGUUGUAGAAGCAUUCCGUUCAAAGAAUCAACAUCUGAGGACAACAUAUAUGAAUUUCCUGCUUGGCUUUAACGAGGCGCUGUACCAGCCAAUUCAGGAGAUCUCAAAUGAAGAUCUGGUGGAAGCGGACAAAGCAAUAUCAUACUUCAAAGACGUGGGAUUUAAGGUUGAUUGGUUGGAGAAGAAGCUGGAACAAGUAAAAGAAAACAAGGAGAAAGAGCUGUCUUGUGAGGCUUCGAGUGCAAGAAGUGGAGGCACAGCUUGA
Messenger RNA from Microthlaspi erraticum, 915 nucleotides. The record is from the annotation of a GenBank genome assembly. NCBI's taxonomy places the organism in Eukaryota, Viridiplantae, Streptophyta, Magnoliopsida, Brassicales, Brassicaceae.